This is a messenger RNA of Thelazia callipaeda (thelaziosis nematode), 2883 nucleotides long. NCBI's taxonomy places the organism in Eukaryota, Metazoa, Nematoda, Chromadorea, Rhabditida, Thelaziidae. The record is from the annotation of a GenBank genome assembly.
AUGGCUUCUGCAACAGCUGACUACACGAAACAUUUUUGGGGUCAGAAACAUCAUGGGUAUCAUGUACUGUACGAGAACCUGAAACAUGAAGAAGAGUCUGUCCAAGAUUUGAUACAGUUUGUAAAAGAAAGAGCAGGAUAUGAAGAGGAAUGCAACAAGUUUUUGAACAAAUGUGUUACUAAAGUAGUAAUUUUCGAAAAUUAUCGUGGUUUGAAAGCUUAUUAUUGUUCAGCUAAUGGUUUGACUGUGCCGGGAUCAAUGUUUUCAAGUGCAUGGCUUAUAACAAAAAAUACGAUGGAGCUUUUGUUGGGAAUAGAAGCAUCAUUUUAUUUCUCCUUGCAGCAUUUAUUGAAAGACAUUUUCAAAUAUCACGAUGAUUUGGUCCGAUCACGAAAAAAAAUGAAGGAGCAAGAUUUUGUAGACGCUGUGAAUUUAAUGCAAACCACGACUACAUGUUUACAGAAGUCGAAAGAAACAUACGUUCAGCGGGUCAAUGAGUUUGAACGUCUAAAAAAAGAGAAUGCUACAUCAAAAGAAAUCGCAAAGGCAGAGAACAAGUUAAACAAAUCAUGUGAGGAAUAUAAAAGUUAUGUUGAGAAAUAUGGACGUGUACGAGAUGAUUUUGAAGAAAAAAUGAUCAAAGCAACUCGUUUAUUUCAAGAACAUGAUCAGGCUUUUCUGCUUCAGAUGAAAACAUUCAUGGCAGGGUUUGCGCGUGCACUAGACGAAUCUACAUGUGCUGCAUCACAGGUUUGUGCUCAAUAUCGAGAUUGUGUAGAUAAAAUUGACGUUAAUGAGAUACUGGUCAAUUUUGUUGAAGCGAAAGGGACGGGAAAGGAUCGACCAGAAUUUGCUGUAUUUGAAGAAAUCGAUAUUUCCAAAGAUAUUAAUGUGUCAAAUUUUGUAUCUGCGUCAUCCUCAUCAAAUUCACCCACGGUCAUGCAUUCUUUAUGUGCUGGAGAAGUUCAUCCUAGUACAGGACAGAAUUUGUUUUCUCUUGAUGCAAAUUCCUUAGAUAUAUGGAAUAAUGAAAAUAGUAGUACAAGAGUUCAGCCUUCUCCGGUUGCCAGCGAUAGCAGUUCAUCAACUGCCGCCAAUGCUGGUGUUGGAGCAUUACCAUUUUCUGCAUCGUUAGGAAGACAGAAGCUUUCCUUGUGGUUGCCCGGCAAAAGAAAGAAAUACGCUUCUCAAAGCAGUUUAUCAACGGAACUUUCUCAUCAGGAAUUUAACCACAACCAGCCAGAUUCCUUAGGUUUUCUAAAGAAAUAUCGUAGCAAGCAUAAGAAAUCAAAUACCGACCUCACUGUGUCAUAUGCUGACGGCCCCACCACAGAAGACUCAAAAAGUACUGCAAGUAGCAAAAGCGAGGAUAAACCUUUCGUUACAACAAAUGGCUCUAUGAAUAUAUUGGAUCUAUCCACAGCCUUGCCACCACCUCCACCAAAUGUCCCUCCUCCUGAAGAUGAUGAUGAAGAUGAUGGUGAUGAUGAAGGUACUGGUGAUGAUGAUGAUGAUGUGCAGCAAGCAGCUAAAUUGCGUCAUAUGAGUAUAAAGCCUUUAAAUGAGUCCAAAGGCAACAUCACUGCAUCCGUUGAUGAGCUUCGGGAUGCUGUUGGGAAUAUCGUCAUAAAUUCUACAACUUUUAGCAGAAGUAGUACAUUUGAUGGUGAUCCGUGGUCAUCUUCCCGUCGAUUGACACCUUUCAGUACAAGUAUAGAAAGAACUGUUCGGCCCCUACGAGCUGCUCUUACUGGUGAUGAUUACUUGCGCGGAAAACAGUUAGAUUCCUAUAAUGCGUCUUUGCCUUUUUCUGUUUCAAUGUCUGGCUCAAGUAUAGUUCGAGCUCGACCACACAGCAGUAGUACUCCAACGCCAGGAACAUCCAGCUUAGCGUUACAAAUGUGUGGUUAUUCUGGGAGUCAUAUAGCGUCUAAAAAGGACUCACCACCAAAUGAAUAUACAUUUUCCCGAGGUGAGUCCAUGUUAUCUUGGGAGCGAUCUUCAACUUCUGAAAUACCCUUUACUGUAUCAACUUCGAAUUUAUUGAGCGCUUCAGCUGCCAUAGCCGAGAAUCGUAUUCCAAUCGCUAUGGCAUUCAAUGAGUAUGUACAUGUAUGGUUCAAGAGUGCAGACACUGCAAAAACGACGGUUCGAGUCUUCGGUUCAGUUCUGGUAUCAUUUCCAGCAAACGUAGUUCCAUCUUUGACUGAUUUAAAUUCUGAUAUUGAUCCUCUUAUUAUAACGCUGAAGAAUACCGAUAAAAUCAGAAAUAUCUUGCCUAACAAUCAGUUGGUGUCACAAGUUAAUGAUGCAUUUGCUGCGCAGCACACGUUUGCAUUUGAAAAGACUCAGCUAGCCGAAUGGUUAUCCCUACGUAAAACUGAAAAACCGGAUUCGCAGUUCUUCAAUGUAGAAAUUUUGAAGUAUGAAGUCAAGGAACCUACAGUUCCACCUCUUUUUUUGACUGCAUAUUGGAAAUUGGAAUCACAAAAUACAGAUUUAAGAAUAGAUUAUCGAUUAAAUAAGGAUAGUAGUGUUGACUGCUCUCUUCUGAAUGUUAUUUUCACUACAAAAGUGGAAGGUUGUGUGGCAAACGUUAUUGCUGAUCCCAAAGCAGAAUGGUCGCCUUCCAGCAAUACGAUAUCUUGGAAAUUGACAGAGCUUUCUCGAGAUGGUGAGGGUACCGGAUCAUUAAAAGCUAGAUUGUCACUUUCUAGUGGUCCUGCAACUGCUUCUCAAACGUUUGUUCAGUUUCAGACAUCAAAUGCAUCUGUUUCCGGUAUAGAUGUUCAAAUUGCGGGCGAUGAUCUGUAUCACUUAUCUAUGGUGCGCAAAAAAGUUUUCUCUGGUAAAUAUUUCUGUGAUGGAGAAAUCCGUAAUUAA